Penicillium cataractarum is the source of this 3240-nucleotide messenger RNA. RefSeq lists its product as uncharacterized. Lineage: Eukaryota; Fungi; Ascomycota; Eurotiomycetes; Eurotiales; Aspergillaceae. The transcript has a single exon. The coding region runs from base 1 to 3240 and encodes 1079 amino acids. The record is from RefSeq and is a predicted model, not a curated record.
AUGAGAAGGUGCUUGAGCCCCGGCCGGCUUCUGCGAAUUGGCCGCGUGCCAAUUGUGCCUGGCCGGCCUGCUCUUUCGUUCUCAUUGGCAUCCCGUCUCCAGACUCGUUUCGCCUCGACGAUAGACCGGAGAACGCUCACCGACGACGAAUAUCAACUUCUCUUCUCAUACAAUGGACCCCCAUCUAUACCCCUCGAGUCGUCGCAGAAAUCCAAUCCCGGCAGUUGGAUACCAAUACUAGAAAAAUGUGCACCGGCACUUAAUACGCAGACGAAGAAAAAGACGGAACCGGUCAAACCUGAGGAGCGGGUUAGGUCUCUGUUUGAGCACGAAAAUGAGCUCCGUCGGGCACAUGCGUUGAUGGGAUAUCUGUGGUUGGCGAGGACACAUUCAAAUUUGGAUCUAUUGGGACAUUUGGGAUUUGAGCUCAACCAGUGGUCUGCGGUGCAUGCUUACUUGACCCAGCUUAUUGAUGCAUACGAAACUCUCGUUCCAUACAUGGCCUCGCACGAUGCUUUCAAGGGGUUUGAUUGGAACGUGGGGGGUCUUUCUCUAGAAGAACUCACUGCUAGGGAUGUCCGACGUCCGAGCCAGUCCAUGAAACCGCUUCCGCCCUCCGAUAUAGUUUCUCUUGAUCUUUUGACGGAACGGCCUGCUGCGCGGGAUUUGGGUGAUAGGUUUCUGGGUGAGCUCUUGUUAAACCUAGGCUUGAUUGUUCUAAGAGCUGCCGACGCGUCAAAACAAGAAGCCAAUUUGGCAAUGUCUCACGUCUUCCGCAUCCUUGCUCGCCUGCACCACCUGGAUUUGAUAUCCGACCGAGUUUACCAGUAUCCAAAGAACGAUCCCAGCCAAGUUUCAUUCCGCCCUCCCGGCCUCAACCUACUAUCAAGCAAUAUCAUGAGUGUCUUGUCCGACGCUGCGUGGCUUGAACAUGAAGCCGCACUCGCAACGGCGGCCACCGAGGCGGGUGAGGAGCCACCUUUUCUGCCUUUCAAGGUGGGAGUCCGCGAACUUGGCCCCGAGAUCUGGUUUGAGCUGGUUCUGUGGUGCUGUGUCGAGCAUGGAUUCGCCAAGCAGGGCGCAUCUCUGGUCAAGGAGAUGAGCCAGCGGACUGGCGACAAGGCUUGGAAGAUCGACAGCUGGGCGCCUCUACUGAGGGAUCUCGACGUUGUGCAACAAACCAAUGUCAGCACUGAGACUGUCUGGCGUCGCCCAGAUGAUACCAAUCCACCUCAGACAUUCAAGCGCCUCGACAAGCCUCCGUUCAAUGGUCUCGGGAAACGAACAAUCAGCACGGAAGUAGUUGCAAGUCUGCGAAGUGGCUUGGUCAACAAGGCCUAUAACGGUGUGGGAUUCCAUGGUGCAACACCCUCGGACAUUCUUCAGCAAUCGACUUCUUUGAAUGCGUUACUCGAACCGACCAAUGCCUUGGAUGAUCUCCGACCCACGAAUAAGGCCACCAACUGGCACCUUAUCAGAGUUUUGGAGUCAGGCUGUCUGCAUCCAUAUGAAGACCCAACUUUGUUUGAGCGACUAUUACGGUCUACUCAACACGUAGUACCACCGUGGGGAGGAUACGGCUCUGCGUCAGACCAAAACCUGAGCGGCGUGACGAGAGCGCAGCUAUAUGACGAAAGUGCUGCAAUCGCCGGGUUGGUGGAACUCAAUGUCAAGGCCUAUGCCUAUAAACGUCAAGCUAGCCGCGCUUUCUACGAGUACGCUUGGCUACAAAACAUUGUCGAUGCUAGCAAGGCCUAUCACAUCCAAGCAUUCUUUAAACAGCUCACCCUUGCCAAGUCAGAACACCUUCCUUUCUUCGACUCUCAGCGAUUUGACGCCCACGAACGCGACUUAUCUUCCUUGCCGCAGGUCUCGAAUGUGACCUUGGCUGAACUUCUUGACUUGGCCGCCGUUAAUCGCGCCUAUGACUUUGGCAACUGGUUGCUUUUCAAUAAUGGUAUAGACGGCCCUGCGAUCCCGGCUUCUGUCUACGGUGACCAGGUUAUUGCGCCAUCGAUCCUCCGGUUUGCCUCUGCUUCACAAAAUACCGAACUCAGUGAAAAGGUCAUUUCCUCGCUUGGCAUGCCACUCUCUGUCAACAUGCUCAAGGCCUUAGUCAACUCAUAUAUUGACAUGGAAAAUUGGGAUCGUGCAGUUGUCACGCUCGAGUAUCUUCGUGAUUUCCGACUGAAAUCAUGGGGCUUUAGCAAUCUCACGGCACUUGGAGCCAAAAUCAUCCGACUUGAUGCGACUAUCAAGCACCAGCAGUCCAUCGGUGGCCCUGUGGACGAGAAGUUGAUCGCGAGCCUCGAGCGUGCCAACGAUAUUUUCCUGCGCUUUUACCGCAUGGAAUUCAACACGCCUGUUAGCAAAAACCGGCGAGUCACAGCCUUCCAACAAAAUGUCUUGUUGCGUCUGCUCUCCGUGUUCCGAACCCUUCCUGGUCACAUUUCAGAUCUCGCCAAGCAGGUCGACCUCAAGGCUCCCCCACCAAGCCAUCUCAAGCUCAAAUACAUUCCCGCGGUCUCUUUCCAUAACCUCCUAUCUGCCGUUGUGGACACGUACGGCAGCACAUUCGGCUUGACCAUGUGGUUCAAAUGGUGCAUCCAUCGUCUUCCACCUGACCGUGUUCGCCAGCGCGAGGGCGGCCUCACCCGCCUCCCUGCUCGCAAGGAAAUGUCCUGGCAUCAAGGCGACCCAACCUUCAGCAUGCAGUGGCUCAAACACACACAAAAGCGAGCCGUGGUCCCCAACUACAACACCAUCCGUAUCAUCGCGCAAGCCGCCAUGCGAGAGUUCGAGAUGGAACGACAUCCGAAAAAAUUCCAAUCCGACCCCUCAUGUUCAUCCUUACCUAUCCCUCAACACCAACAACUCCCCUUCUUUGCCCGAGGCCGCAUAUACAAACCCCUAAUCUCCCGCUUCGAAUUCCAAGGGCUGCCCGUCAGUAGCGGCAAACCACCUCAAACCGCCCCAGAAGCCUCUCUCGACUUUGCCGUCUGGAUGUUCCUGCGCCAUGGCAUGCCGCAGGACCAGAUUGAUCUGGAAAUACCCGGCUACAUAUCGCGCAUGUGCAGCCGUGGCGUCUUUCAUAACCCGGAGAAACGGAUGCGGGAUCGUAUCUGGGAAAUUCGACGAGACCCUUUUAUGCAAUCGGGUCCGUUUUGGAAGAUGACGCGUCCCAGGCGUAAGGGUGGUUCAAAGGCGAAGACCUUGCCGGAAUCCCAGGAUCAAAACUGA